Molecule: messenger RNA, 1673 nt
Organism: Carcharodon carcharias (great white shark)
Lineage: Eukaryota; Metazoa; Chordata; Chondrichthyes; Lamniformes; Lamnidae
Product: hepatocyte cell adhesion molecule-like
Exons: 7
Coding region: 735-1568 (277 amino acids)
Source: RefSeq, a predicted model, not a curated record
AGUGGAGGGAGGGGGAGUGCAAACUGGGAAAGGGGGAGAGAGAGUGAGGGAGCAAGUUGGUCUGGACUCAAACUGUACUGCAUACCGUGUGAAUGCUGUCACGGGAUGCUGGGGAGAGAAGAUGGUAAAUGACAUGGAAUAGACCAGAAGAUCCCAGAAUCUUGCCUCUCCCACAGACGUCGGACUCGAUCGUGCUGCCUGUGCUGGGGUGAAACUGCGAGAGUUUGUACUUUUCGCUCGAGCUCAGCAGAGAGCUGUUCCGCUGAGAGCAGCGGCUUUGGUUCCUGUCACUUCAUUUAUUUAUUACAGCAGUCAGCGCAUGGGCCUGCCAGAAAGUCCCCACUCUUUCCCCUUGGUAACCACAGAGACAGCAAACAGCCAGUUAUCUUCCUCUCAGUCCCGCUACUCAACACGGGACCUCUCUCGCUGAGUCCAGAUAUUGAGAAGAAAGAACAUUCAAGACAGGUUAGGAAGGACAAGUGCACGUCUGUCUCGCUGCUGUCACCUCAGCUCAGGAAUUUAUCCCUCCACUUGGGGAAUAUUGGUUUCCUUGGAGCCUCCUUCUCCCCCCCCAUACCCCCUCCUUGAUCGCUGAACAUUUCUGCCCCCCGGGAUUCUCAGGACGUGGAUUGCUAGCAGCUCAGAAGGAGGGGAGAUUGACAGUGUACAAGGCAGACUGGAUGGGGGCAAAUGGAGAAUUUGAUUCAACGUGAUUCAAUACUGCUCGUUGACACAUGGAUGUAAGACAGACUUGGCCUUCGGUGAUAGUCAGCAUCGUUCUCCUACUGACAGGUGCAGGGUUGUGUCUGAACGUGAAUGUGAAGGAGGCGAUUAUUCACGGCAUCAGUGGCCAUCCCGUGUAUUUGGAGGCCACAUACCUUGUGGAGCCGUCAAACAAACUGCACAGCAUCACCUGGAAAGUGGACAAGGAGGGGCCCACGCGAAUCCUGCAGUACAUUGUCAGCAAAAACAAAACACUUCCCUCCACACCCUUCCGCCAGAGGAUCAAGUUUGACAGCGAGACAGGCUCUCUUGUCCUCUUUGACUUCACACCCAGUGACCAAGGCACCUAUCAGAUCACUGUGACUGCUGACGAUGGGGCAGAGGACAAGGCCUCGACAGAGGUGACCCUCUACGAACCCAUUGCUGGGAUCAUGGUCACCAUGACACCCAAUGAGACCUUCUCCUCCCGCAAUGUGACUUUAAGUUGCUCGGUGGAACGUGGGACAGAGCCUGAAUUCUCCUGGAGAAAGGAUGGGAGGAACAUCACGGAGACGGGGAGAUUGUCCGUCUGGAAUUCUGGACAGAGUCUCAACCUGCCCAUGUUCAGCCUCGAGGACUGUGGCUCCUAUGCUUGCUUGGCGACAAACCAACUUAACAACAAGACUGGCAGUCUGAAUUUAUUAGCAUCUUCAAGAUUCCCUCAGUGCAGAGUAGACUUGAGGACAAACCCACGGCACCGUUUUGUACUUCCUGUUUUAUUUGUGAUCGUUGGCACAUUGAUGGGCUUGGUCUCUUGUUCAGCAAAAGUCGGUAAAAUCGCUCUCCAGAGGACAAGGUCAAAGUAACAGAUCAUUGAGAACUAUGCGACUGAAGUAUGAAUAUACCAAGGAAGCACCGUUACCCCUUUUAAUCCUGCACCUUAUUUAAGUAAAACCACACCAUUUCCUGGA